UGUUUUUUCCCUAACUUUAACCCCUUAAAUGAAAUAUGGUUGAAACCGGGUCGGCAGUGACGCCACAUGGCGAGCUUCCUACCCUUCAACCUGAUUAUAGAACGUUUUAAAAAAAAAAGAAUCUACCGAAGGCAGCCGCGGAUGGGUGGGUUGUACCAACCAACAGGCAGCUUUGGGGGGCGAGGAAGAUACCAAGUCUCGUCAAUAUUAUUCUGUAUUUAUCCAAAUUCCACAAGCAGGGUAUCGUAAUGCGGCAAACGUAAAAUCCAGCGCCAUCAAAUUACACGUUAUCCCAGGGAGGGGGGUUGGUGUUCGCAUGGGACACAGUCAGAUCAGAAGAUUGCCCUCCUCCCCCUUCCUCCCAUUGUUGACCUGUUCCCGCCCCUUCUCCCAUCACAAGCUCUUGCUGCAGGGCAGGCGAGCGGCUCCUGCUCUUGUUUCUGCUUCGGAGUGUUGUCCUUGUUUUCCGAACGCUGCUUGACAACGGGCCCAGGGAUGUGAGGCGCAGCUAAACGGUCACAAUAAUAAUAAUAUUAAUAAAAAAAUAAUACUAAUAAUAAGAGACGUACGGAGUGAGCGAGUACCCGGUGAGAGAGAGGCAGAGGAUGAGCUGCACUCAGCGCUGAGGAGAGCUUCAUUCAUCCCGAAGCCCAGCACUGCCCUGUGUGUAUGUGUCUUGGGAUUUUUCCAGUAAUCAAGAAUGCCUCUGGUCAAAAGAAACAUUGAGCCCAGGCACCUAUGCCACACUGUCCUGCCCAGGGCUAUCAAGAAUGAACUGGAAUGUGUCACAAAUAUUUCUUUAGCAAACAUAAUCAGACAACUAAGUAGCCUCAGUAAAUAUGCAGAAGAUGUAUUUGGGGAAUUAUUUAACGAGGCACACAGUUUUUCAUUCAGAGUGAAUUCAUUACAAGAGCGCGUGGACCGGUUAUCGGUUAGCGUAACCCAGCUUGAUCCAAAAGAAGAAGAACUUUCGCUUCAAGACAUCACUAUGAGGAAAGCCUUUCGAAGCUCGACAACCCAGGAUCAGCAGCUGUUUGACCGCAGAUCUUUACCAAUCCCUCUCCAAGAAACAUAUAACCUAUGUGAACAUCCUCCACCUCUCAAUAUUCUGACUCCCUACAGAGAUGAUGGCAAAGAAGGUCUGAAAUUUUACACUAAUCCAUCCUAUUUCUUUGACUUAUGGAAAGAAAAGAUGCUGCAGGAUACAGAGGACAAGCGGAAAGAGAAGCGAAAGCAGAAACAAAAGAAUCUAGAUCGACCACAUGAGCCAGAAAAGGUGCCUCGAGCGCCACAUGAUAGACGCCGUGAAUGGCAGAAGUUGGCUCAGGGUCUGGAGCUGGCGGACGAUGAUAUUGAGAUUCUUCAUAAACCAAUGGAAAUAUCUAAUGGCCCUGCUUCACACUAUGAAACAAGACCUCAAGCAUAUGGAGAAACUGUCGAUGGACCCUUCUCACUUGCAGCACUACCCUACAGUCAGAUGAACGAUCUCCUAAACAGGGUCGAAGAUCGGGUGUUGGUGAGACCACAUGAACCUCCUCCACCUCCACCAAUGCAUGCAGCAGGAGAUGGAAAAGCCAUGCCGCCAAUGAUUAGUGCCACAUCAGGGCUGAAUGACAACAGGCCACAGUCUCCUGCCACUGGUAGAACACAGAUGUUUGUGAGCCCCUCUCCUCCACCCCCUCCUCCCCCUCUACCUCCUCCUCCUCCGCCCCUUCCAUCUGCGCUUUCUGCGUCAUCACUGCGAUCAUCUAUAUCCUCCACUCCUCCUCCACCUGUUCCCCCACCACCUCCGCCACCUACUGCUAAUCUGCAGACUACUGUUAUGCCACCACCUCCAACUCCCCUCCAGAUAGCACCUGGUGUCCUCCACCCUGCUCCACCUCCUGUAGCACCUCCUCUUGCACAGCCUUCACCUCCGAUAUCACGUGCUGCUCAAGUGAAUGAAAAUGUGCCAGUUCACCCACUUCCUCAGAUGGAGGCACAGGGGCUUCCCCCACCACCACCUCCUCCUCCUCUACCCCCACCUGGAAAGCGACCUUCUUCCCCUGUUGCUGUCCCACCUCUUUCUCAUCCUCCUACCGGUCUGCAUCCUCUUGCUUCUGUUGUGCCCGGUUCACAUGCACCUUUACUGCCCCCAUCCCCACCAUCUCAAGUGGUUGCUGAGAGUAAGAGACAUCCAUCAACUCUUCCGGUCAUCAGUGAUGCUAGAAGCGUACUUCUGGAAGCAAUACGAAAAGGAAUUCAGCUCCGUAAAGUUGAAGAACAACGGGAGCAGGAAGCGAAACAUGAACGCAUCGAAAAUGACGUGGCUACCAUUCUGUCCAGGCGCAUUGCUGUGGAAUACAGCGACUCUGAAGAUGAUUCAGAGUUUGAUGAGGUGGAAUGGCUGGAGUAGAACACACACAUUGUUACACACUAAAAACUGGAAUGCUGAUGUAAAUUGUGGUGCUUGUUCUUUGAAAAUGUUUGGUCAUUUAUAGUGUUUUGUAUCUCUAAUAAAUGUUGGAAUGUCAGAGGGAGCUGCUUUGCCCACCCUACUGGCACAUAAAGGGUUAUUUUUGCCGCUCCAGACAUCAUGGUUUUUGUAUGUUUAGUUUACAGUUAAACUAGAUAUCUUAAUAUUAUACGGUGGUUUUUUCCCCCCAUUCUCUUUUUGGAAGACUGUAAUUUUGUUUUAAUAGACCACUAAGUAUUAAGAAUGGGCAGCUGUCAAGUUAGAAUAGAGAGUUAAUUGAAAAAAAAAAUACAUAUGUAAAUAUAUAUUUUUUCCUUUUUUUUUUUUUUUACGUAUCCUUCUUGUGCACUUUGUGAAUUUUAAAUUAAUGGUGACCAGAGACUGAAAUUCCAAGGGCAGCUGUAUUUACUAAAAUGAGCCUUAUUUCACAUAUCAUGUAAUAUGUUCUGACAACAUUAAAUCUAGCUAUCAUCAAAAUGUCACUGAUUGAAGGAAGGUCUGUACACUGAGAAGAUAGUUUGAAGUUUAGAAAACUACGACAAAAGAAAUACUACUUGUUGUUUUUAUUACAAUGGCCUUAUUUGAAUGCUGAGGUUUUUUUCUUUUAAUGUACAUGUUGUACGGUACUAUUUUGCCUGUAUACUGAAAAAAAUGAAACGUGAAAACUUACUUUAAACAUUAUGUGUAACUUAUGUAACUGUUUUAAGAACAGUUUGAUUUAAUAAAAUCGUCAUUUUAAAUUGA
Spea bombifrons (plains spadefoot toad) is the source of this 3199-nucleotide messenger RNA. It is a transcript of the gene WASF1, whose product is annotated as WASP family member 1. Gene Ontology annotation, molecular function: protein kinase A regulatory subunit binding; Arp2/3 complex binding; actin binding. Gene Ontology annotation, biological process: positive regulation of Arp2/3 complex-mediated actin nucleation; actin cytoskeleton organization. Lineage: Eukaryota; Metazoa; Chordata; Amphibia; Anura; Pelobatidae. Gene Ontology annotation, cellular component: cytoskeleton; lamellipodium; SCAR complex. Bases 701 to 2395 code for a protein of 564 amino acids. The transcript is spliced from 9 exons. The record is from RefSeq and is a predicted model, not a curated record.